Molecule: messenger RNA, 1817 nt
Organism: Paecilomyces variotii
Lineage: Eukaryota; Fungi; Ascomycota; Eurotiomycetes; Eurotiales; Thermoascaceae
Product: putative ammonium transporter
Exons: 6
Coding region: 224-1672 (482 amino acids)
Biological process (GO): ammonium transmembrane transport
Cellular component (GO): plasma membrane
Molecular function (GO): ammonium channel activity
Source: RefSeq, a predicted model, not a curated record
AUAGGGCUUACUUUGAUAUUCCCUCCCUUCGUUAGUCACCCGCCGUAUCCUGGCCUCACCAGUGUCUUUCUCUGCCGCCUACCUCUCCUGGUGUUGGUGCUUCCUCUCUCUGACGGACCCGGGCUCUUCAAGGUCGACGAUCCCUUCUGAUCCAUCAGGGGUAUUCAAUAUUAUCCGCUACUCGACUUAAACAAAAUCCGGACUCGAGGUCCAUCAGCACAGAAUGUCGGGCACACCCGACCUGUCGAACCUGAACUACACCGUUCUCAUUCCAUACACCGGCUCGCAGACGGGCAAUGGCGGUGAUUCUCUUACAGAAGACCUGAAUGUCUACUACAAUGCGGGUGACAUUUCCUGGGUCAUCGUGUCCAGCGCUCUGGUGCUGCUCAUGAUUCCGGGUGUUGGCUUUUUCUACUCUGGCCUCGCCCGUCGCAAGUCCGCCCUGUCCCUGAUCUGGCUCUCCAUCAUGUCAGUUGGCGUCAUCAGCUUUCAAUGGUUCUUCUGGGGUUAUUCUUUGGCAUUUUCCCACACGGCGGGCCCCUAUAUCGGUGACCUGAGAAACUUUGGUUUCAAGGGCGUCCUCGCAGUGCCUUCCGUGGGAAGCACCAAGGUUCCAGACCUUCUUUUCGCCAUAUUCCAGGGCAUGUUCGCUGCUAUUACUGUGGCUCUUGCCGCCGGUGCUGCUGCGGAGCGUGGCCGUAUGUUGCCUUGCGUUAUCUUCAUGUUCGUCUGGUCGACCAUCGUCUAUGAUCCAAUUGCUUGCUGGACCUGGAACUCCUCCGGCUGGGUGUACAAGCUGGGUGGAUUGGACUUUGCCGGUGGUACUCCCGUCCAUAUUGCUUCCGGUUCUGCAGCCCUUGCCUACUCUCUCAUGCUGGGCAAGCGUCGCGGGCACGGAACCCACGAGCUCAACUACCGCCCGCACAAUGUCAGUCACGUCGUUAUCGGAACCGUUUUCCUCUGGGUCGGCUGGUUUGGUUUCAAUGCUGGUUCCGCUCUGAGCGCUAACCUCCGCGCCGUCAUGGCGGCCGUCGUCACCAACCUGGCUGCCUCCGUGGGUGGUGUCACCUGGUGUCUGCUGGAUUACCGCCUGGAGAAGAAGUGGUCGACUGUCGGAUUCUGCUCUGGCGUCAUUGCUGGUCUGGUGGCAAUCACUCCCGGCUCUGGUUUCGUCCCUCCAUGGGCUGCCGUUAUCUUCGGAAUUGUUGGCGCUGCUGCUUGCAAUUACGCUACGAAGUUGAAGUACCUUCUCAAGGUGGACGAUGCCUUGGAUAUCUUUGCUGUCCACGGCGUCGGCGGUAUCGUGGGAAACAUGAUGACCGGCCUCUUUGCUGCCGACUACAUCGCCCAUCUUGAUGGCGUCACCGUCAUCCCCGGUGGCUGGCUUAACCACCACUACAUUCAGCUCGGAUAUCAGCUGGCCGAUUCCGUCUCUGGAUUCGCCUAUUCCUUUGUGCUGAGCUGCGUGAUCCUGCUCAUCCUGAACUUCAUUCCUGGUCUGAGCCUCCGGGCUUCUGAGGAAGACGAGAUCAUGGGCAUCGACGAUGCUGAGAUCGGCGAAUUUGCUUACGACUACGUCGAGAUCACUCGCGAUGUUAUCUGUGGUGUUGAGGGCAGUGACCACAUGUCCAAGCACUCCAGUACCGACAUUGUCCAGGACACCAAGGUUUGAAGCGCGACGCUGGUCGAAUUGUUCAUGGAAUGAGACAGAUGAAGUCACAAUUUUAACGACUAUAAUCGAGGAUAGGUGGUCCGCAGGCGUUCCGGUUGAGACACGAAAUGCAGCAUCACUUGUUUUCGCUGGUUGUGUGAUCUGG